Molecule: messenger RNA, 2074 nt
Organism: Rhagoletis pomonella (apple maggot)
Lineage: Eukaryota; Metazoa; Arthropoda; Insecta; Diptera; Tephritidae
Product: protein peste-like
Exons: 6
Coding region: 1-1572 (523 amino acids)
Cellular component (GO): membrane; cytoplasm
Molecular function (GO): scavenger receptor activity
Source: RefSeq, a predicted model, not a curated record
AUGCUGCCGGGAGAGAUUCGCCGCUACAUUUUCAAUAUUGUUGGCUGUUGCCUAAUUUUACUGGGUCUUCUACAUGGAUUAUUUAGUGAGGCAAUUUUCAACCAAUUAAUGGAACAGGAGAUGAUUCUACGCCCUAAUUCGAAAAUUUUCGACCUUUGGAGAACGCCGCCAUUGAAGUUGACAUUAAACUUUUACAUAUUCAAUUGGACCAAUCCGGAAGAUUUUCAAAAUCUCGACAUAAAACCUAAAUUCGAAGAAUUGGGUCCAUAUCGGUUUACGGAAGUGCCAAAUAAAGUUGAUAUUAAAUGGCAACCCAAAAAUGCUUCAAUGACCUAUAAGAAGCAAAGCAAAUACUAUUUUGAUGCCGAGGGUAGCAAAGGACGAUUGGACGAUGAAAUUGUUACCGUUAAUUCGCUAGCAGUGUCCCUAUCAUCUAAAGCCAAGCGCUGGAGCUCUUUGCGUCGCCGUGUAAUCGAUAUUGCUUUGAAGGUCUACCACGAUGACAUAACAAUCAAGAAAUCAGUGGAUGAGUUGCUCUUUGGUGGCUAUGAGGAUGUACUUUUGAAUGUGGCCAACUAUCUGCCUUCAUCGUUGAUAGAUGUGAAGGUGCCAUUCGAUAAAUUUGGCUAUUGUUACCCGCGUAAUCUAAGUGCUGAUGUAACUGGCACUUACAACAUUUACACUGGCGCUGAUGAUAUACGAAAAUUUGGACAAAUCCAUACGUGGAACUAUCGUGAAACAACACGGGAGUAUGCGCCUGAAUGUGGUAAAGUCUAUGGCUCGCCAGGCGAAUUUCAGUCACUCUACUUACAACCAGAAAAGCCAGUAAAUUUCUUUUUGUCGGAUGUCUGUCGAACGGUUGCAAUGGAUUAUGUGCAGCCCGCGGUGGUGGAGGGUGUGAAAGGAUUUCGCUAUGAGGGCGGCAAGCGGAUGGUAGACAAUGGCACGUUAUAUCCCGAAAAUGUUUGCCAUUGCAAUGGCCAAUGCGUGCCAUCGGGUUUAAUCAACAUCUCAUCCUGCUGGUAUGGCUCGCCGAUAUUUCUUUCGUAUCCACACUUUCAUGACGCGGAUCCUUAUUAUCUCACCGAAGUUGAUGGUUUGAAACCUGAGAAACAGAAGCAUGAACUCUAUUUGGUGUUGGAGCCGAGAACGGGGUUAAUGUUAGAGAUGACAGCGCGUCUGCAAUCCAAUAUUCUAGUCGAACCCAUAUCGGAUUUUAGCAUGUUCCGCAACAAACGUCGCGUCUUCUUUCCGCUCUUUUGGUUCGAAGCAAAGACACGCAUUUCAUCAGAGUUGGCUAACGAAUUCCAACUCUUGCCGCGACUCAUCCUAUUUAGUCAAGUCUUUGGUGCCAUUUGCGCAUUAGUGGGCGUGGCAUUGUUGGCUUGGUAUCCGAUUAAACGGCAUUUGCAGAAUCGCCUGAUACAACAAAUAAAAAUCAAUAAUUUAGAUAAUGGCACACCACAUCGGGUGGUGGGCAAAACCAUUUCGUUGCAGCCGGAAGUCUCACCACUGCUGGUGGCAGAUACGUCCAAAAUUCUAGAGCGGGCCGAUACUACGCUGUCGGUAUAGAGUACGGGCGCGAGUACGAGCUCCACCGAUCGCAGUUCAAUGCAAUCGGCUACGAGUUCAACGUGAUUAGCUUUAAAUUUUAGAUAGUUCCUUAAUAGUUGUAAGCGAGUACAUAGAUAGUGUGGAAAGAGAUUAUUGUAGUUUUAGUUUUAGUAAUGGCCAAUUAUUAAUUUAGAUUCUACAUAUAUGUAUGUAAAAUGUAAAAAUUUGUUUACAUAGGUGUUUGGUUGUUUUUUUUGGUACUUGUUACAAGCAGAAAGCAAUUUUACACAUUCAUUAGUGAAUACUCACAUUUUCGCACACAUUUUUAUUGCACACACAACGUUUUUACUCACAAAACAUUUAAAAAAAUAUUAUAUAUCAAAUACAUACAUAUCCUUAUCGUUGCUAAUAAAUUUUGUUUUGGAAUAUUUUUAAGCGGUAAGCAAAAAAUUAUUGAUUCCAUAAUUUUAUAUGGUCGUUUUAUAGUUAUACAUAUAAUGAAAUGUAUAGAACUUCCAAU